AUGAACUCAGAACCUAGGAAGAAGCGUGGUCAUGUUUCCACCUCUGGGGACAGAAUAUCUAAGAGGACACCGAAGAGAAGGGAAACCUUUUCAGUCUAUAUUUACAAAGUACUGAAGCAGGUGCACCCAGACCUCACCAUCUCCUCCAAGGCUAUGAGCAUCAUGAACUCCUUUAUCAACGACAUGUUCGAGCGCUUGGCCUCGGAGGCCUCGCGCCUGGCCCAGUACAGCCAUCGCUCCACCAUCACCAGCCGCGAGGUGCAGACAGCUGCCCGGCUCCUGCUGCCCGGCGAGCUGGCCAAGCAUGCCGUCUCCGAGGGCACCAAGGCCGUCACCAAAUACACCAGCAGCAAGUGA
Messenger RNA from Myiozetetes cayanensis, 357 nucleotides. Its product is annotated as late histone H2B.L4. The record is from RefSeq and is a predicted model, not a curated record. The coding region runs from base 1 to 357 and encodes 118 amino acids. Gene Ontology annotation, cellular component: nucleosome. Lineage: Eukaryota; Metazoa; Chordata; Aves; Passeriformes; Tyrannidae. Gene Ontology annotation, molecular function: structural constituent of chromatin; DNA binding; protein heterodimerization activity. The transcript has 2 exons.